This is a messenger RNA of Arachis duranensis, 383 nucleotides long. RefSeq lists its product as uncharacterized. Bases 26 to 337 code for a protein of 103 amino acids. The transcript has a single exon. NCBI's taxonomy places the organism in Eukaryota, Viridiplantae, Streptophyta, Magnoliopsida, Fabales, Fabaceae. The record is from RefSeq and is a predicted model, not a curated record.
UCUCUCUCUCUCUCUCUCUAAGGAAAUGGCUGGUGUUUGUAGUAGGAAGCAGUUCCAUGGCUACUCGAAGAUGGAAAAGGAGGAUUCUGAAGAGAUGAUACAUAGGAGGGCACAGUUCUUGAUCUACAAGGUCUUGCAGCAAGCUGAUUCUUCUUAUUCUUCUUCUUGUUCUCGCAGAAUCAGAAUCUGCAAGCUCAAGGUGAAGAUCGGAAACAGAUUGAGGAGGCUGAGGAAGAGAAUCCUAUCUGGAUUCCAUGGACUCAAAUCAUGGAAGAAGCGCUUCUUUGCAAUUGGAAGUAGUAGUACUAUUAGAGCACUUCCUCCUUUCAUCAAAUGAUUCUCUCUUCUUGUAUCUAUAAUCAACAACUACUUCAUCUUUCUCU